GCUGGUCCUCCAUCAUGCUGCUGCUGGUUGUGUUGCCACCGCUGCUGCUCCUGCGUGGAUGCUUUUGUCAGGCGUCAGACGUUCCCGAAGACGUGACGGCAGAGUUCUCCGUCCGCCUCUACCACCAGCUCCAGAUCAGCAGCGGGGAGGAGAACAUCAUCUUCUCUCCGCUCAGCGUGGCUCUGGCUCUGGGCAUGGUGGAGCUGGGCGCCCGCGGCUCCUCUUUACAGGAGAUCAGACAGGCCGUGGGCUACAGUCACUUCAGAGAAGAUGAAGAGUUCUCAUUGCUGAGAAACCUGAGCCAGGCACUGUCCACAGAUGAGGAGCAGUACGUGGUCCGUCUGGCCAACUCGCUGUUCCUGCAGUCGGGGGUCCACUUCAAUGAAGACUUCCUGCAGCUCAUGAAGAAGUACUUUAGAGCCGAGGUGGAGACGGUGGAUUUCAGCCAGUCCACAGCCGUCGCUGAACGCAUCAACUCCUGGGUGCUCAACCACACCGAGAGCAAAAUCCAGAAUCUGGUGUCAGCGGAGGACUUCAGCAGCUCCACCAUGAUCAUGCUGGUGAAUGCGGUCUAUUUCAGGGGCAGCUGGAAGAACCAGUUCAGGCCAGAAAACACCAGAACUUUCUCCUUCACCAGAGAUGACGGCAGUGAAGUGCAGACCCUGAUGAUGUACCAGCAGGGGGACUUUUACUACGGUGAGUUCAGCGACGGCACCACAGAGGCUGGUGGAGUUUACCAGGUGCUGGAGAUGCUCUAUGAGGGCGAAGACAUGAGCAUGAUGAUCGUCCUGCCCCGUCAGGAGGUUCCUCUUGCCUCGCUGGAGCCCAUCAUUAAAGCGCCGCUGCUGGAGGAAUGGGCCAACAACGUCAAGAGGCAGAAGGUGGAGGUUUACCUGCCCAGAUUCAAGGUGGAGCAGAAGAUUGAUCUGAGAGAGUCUCUGCAGCAGCUGGGCAUCAGGAGCAUCUUCAGCAAAGAUGCCGAUCUGUCGGCCAUGACGGCUCAGAUGACAGACGGACAAGAUCUGUUCAUCGGGAAAGCUGUUCAGAAGGCCUAUCUGGAGGUGACGGAGGAAGGGGCAGAAGGGGCCGCAGGAUCAGGUAUGAUCGCAUUGACCAGGACGCUGGUGUUGUACCCACAGGUCAUGGCUGAUCAUCCCUUCUUCUUCAUCAUCAGAAACAGAAAAACAGGAUCCAUCCUCUUCAUGGGCAGAGUUAUGAACCCUGAACUCAUCGACCCCUUCGACAACAACUUUGACAUGUAAAAACCAAGCGUACGCAACGUGACACUGAAUUCAUGCUUCUCAUCCACGAGCCGCAUCUUCACUGAAACAAGCUCAUCACAGCGCCAUGGUUUUAUAAACGCACCAGAAAAUAUUAUACGAACGGGAUAUUUAUAUUACGAAAAAGUGAUUGUGUUUUGAUACUUGUAAGCUUUAAGCGCAGCAGGAAACCCAGAGCUGUAAAUAUCUGAAGUCUCCAUCACGUCUUACUCCACACCAGCGUCAUUCAGUCCUGUAACUCCUCUAAUGUAUAUUUGCUAUUGUGUUCCGUAGAGAAACCUUGAUAUUUAUUGCAAGAACGUGUGCACUUUUCUAUAUAUAGACUCACUUAAAGGCAGAAUUCAUCCAAAAGAUAAACCAAUUUACUCAUCCUCAACUCAAACUUGAGUUUCUCAUCAUGUUGAACACAAAAGAAGAUAUUUUGAAGAAUGUUGGAAACCACUGGUAGUAUUUGUUUCUUGUAUGGAUGUCAAUGGAUUUACACAUUCUACAAGAUAGUUUCCAUUUGUGUUCAACAGAAGAAAGAAACUCUUGAGUUUGGAAUAGGGGUGUAAAGAUGAACCAAAGAUCUGAAUCACUUCAAAUAUGAAAAAAUACUAUAUUGAAUAUGCUGUCAAACUGCACUUUUCACUACAUUGAUGUCCAUUCAGAUGCAUCUGAAUAUGCCAGAGCGGAGAAGUUCGGCAUU
Danio rerio (zebrafish) is the source of this 1968-nucleotide messenger RNA. RefSeq names its product serpin peptidase inhibitor, clade I (neuroserpin), member 1 (gene serpini1). Gene Ontology annotation, cellular component: extracellular region. NCBI's taxonomy places the organism in Eukaryota, Metazoa, Chordata, Actinopteri, Cypriniformes, Danionidae. The record is from RefSeq and is marked provisional. Gene Ontology annotation, molecular function: serine-type endopeptidase inhibitor activity.